AGUAAAUGUGUGUAUAAUUUCCAACAAAAGAGGCAAGAAAAGUCGCUUUUGAUACACGUCAACAAAAUAGAAAGAGCCUUCUCCUGCUAGUCGCGGCGAAAAAACGGACAGUCGAAAGAAAAAAAAACACACAGAUUGGCCACUCCCGGUUGCAGAAGUGAAAACCAGUUUCUAGACCAGAAUUUAACAGAGUGUGUCAACUGCACACAAAGUAGCCAAAGAACGAAUCGCGAGUUGCGGAGGGCACGAUCGAAUUGUAUAUAUAAAGGAGCCGUUCGCCAGUGAAAGUUUUUUCAGUGUCGAGCCAAUAUCGGUACUGAACGGUAACCACCAAGCAGUGCGCGCGCGGAUUCUGGUUCGGUGUUCCAGGACUAGACUUGCGGAAAAAUAGCCACAAGUUCUAUCAGUAAGCCUUUUUACGUACACGACCACAUCCUUCACUAGGUGAAGGUGAGAGAGCGACCGAUCGAGUGCGGCGAGAGGUGUCCGACUAACCGAAGUACGUGUGCGGAAAACUGGUAACCGAACGCUGCCUUACCAAAAGCCAGUUGGGCAAGUCCCCGAACGCGAGAGAAGAUAGUGUGGCGGUAGCUCCAAAAUCUCCACAGAAAUAAGGUGGCGAUCCGUGGCAAACGGCUCAGUCGCUUGUGUUCCGCAUUCGUGAGUGGUUCGACGUGUUGAUAGUGGUGAGGUACGGGUGUGCUAAUUGUUGAAUCAAGUUUGGCGUGGAAUAGGCUCAUUAGCUGCUGCUAAAACGUUCGAGUAAGUGUGUGCUCGGGCAAUAAACAUUGAAAGUGGCAUCGUGUGUUUUGCAGUAAAACUACAGACCAUUUCUGAUAUCAGUUGAUAAAAUGUGUGGAAUUUUCGCAUACUUGAACUAUCUAACACCGAAAUCGCGGCGCGAAGUGAUAGAUUUGCUGCUGACGGGUUUGAAACGUUUGGAAUACCGUGGAUAUGACUCAGCUGGCGUUGCCGUUGAUACCGCAGAUCAGAAGGGUAUUAUAACGUUCAAGCGUACAGGAAAAGUUAAGGUCCUGGAAGAGGGCAUCUUGGAGUCGAUUAAAAACGAAUGCUACAGCGAUUGCGUCGACACGCAUGUUGGCAUUGCACAUACUCGCUGGGCUACCCAUGGUGUCCCCUGCGAGCUCAACUCGCAUCCUCAACGGUCGGAUGACACCAACUCCUUCCUUGUCGUUCACAAUGGCAUCGUUACGAACUACAAGGACAUCAAGAAAUUCCUCGAGUUGCGCGGAUAUGUGUUUGAAUCGGACACCGACACGGAAGUGAUUGCUAAGCUGGUACAUCAUCUGUAUCUUCAGCAUCCAAACUAUUCGUUCCGGGAGCUGGUAGAGCAGGUUAUUCAACAGAUCGAAGGAGCAUUCGCAUUGGCUUUCAAGUCUAAGCAUUUCCCCGGCGAGUGUGUCGUAACACGUCGUGGUUCACCGUUGCUUGUCGGCAUUAAGGCUAAAACUAGCUUGGCUACCAAUCACGUGCCGAUUCUCUAUGGUAAAGGACACCGUCACGGCUCCACCGGAAACAUUCAGGUUGAACCAUUGCCGGACAACACUUCGGAUUUCAUCAAUCCAGGAGAGGAAGUUGAGUACUUUUUCGCAUCCGAUGCAUCGGCCGUUAUCGAGCACACAAACCGAGUGAUCUAUCUGGAGGAUGACGAUGUAGCUGCAGUGAAAAAUGGUGCACUCGGAAUUCAUCGUUUGAAGAAAAGCUUGGACGAUCCACAUGCCCGUGAAAUUACAACACUAAAGAUGGAAAUUCAGCAGAUAAUGAAAGGAAACUAUCGUUAUUUCAUGCAGAAAGAAAUUUUCGAGCAACCAGAGUCCGUAAUCAACACAAUGCGAGGACGAGUUAAUUUCGAAACUAAAAAGGUUACACUUGGAGGCAUCAAGGAAUACAUUCCGGAAAUUAAGCGCUGCCGCCGCUUGAUGCUGAUUGCUUGUGGAACAUCGUAUCACAGUGCAGUGGCCACACGACAGCUACUGGAGGAACUUACAGAACUGCCAGUGAUGGUUGAAUUGGCUUCAGACUUUCUCGAUCGCAACACUCCGAUUUAUCGUGACGAUGUGUGCUUUUUCAUUUCCCAAUCCGGCGAAACGGCUGAUACAUUGAUGGCCCUGCGGUACUGCAAACAACGAGGAGCACUCAUUGUUGGAAUUACAAACACUGUAGGAAGUUCCAUCUGUCGCGAAUCACACUGCGGAGUACAUGUUAAUGCUGGUCCCGAAAUCGGCGUGGCAUCCACCAAGGCUUACACUUCGCAGUUCAUAUCGUUGGUGAUGUUUGCACUGGUGAUGAGCGAAGACAGGUUGUCUCUGCAAAACCGACGUGAGGAAAUCAUUGAAGGACUUCGUCAACUUGAUACACACAUCAAACAUGUUCUCAAGUUGGACCAAAACGUGUUGGAAAUCGCACAAGAUCUCUAUCAGCAAAAAUCGCUGCUUAUCAUGGGACGUGGCUAUAAUUUUGCCACUUGCAUGGAAGGUGCGCUUAAAGUGAAGGAAUUAACAUACAUGCACAGUGAAGGUAUUAUGGCGGGAGAACUGAAACAUGGACCGCUCGCUCUGGUGGACGACACGAUGCCGAUAGUGAUGAUCAUAAUGCGAGAUCCGGUUUAUGUUAAAUGUAUAAAUGCAUUGCAGCAAGUCACAGCUCGCGAAGGACGACCAAUCAUUGUCUGUGAAGAAGGUGAUACCGAAACCAAGAGCCUUGCUUCGAAAGCUUUGGAAAUUCCACGUACUGUCGACUGUCUACAGGGUAUCUUAACCGUCAUUCCAAUGCAGUUGCUGUCCUAUCACCUGGCCGUUCUACGAGGAUGCAAUGUUGAUUGCCCACGGAACCUAGCCAAAUCCGUGACGGUUGAGUAAACUGACAAUUUAAUUGUAAUAUUCGCACAUAUACCCGCCCCCACAUACGAAACAGUAUCAGUUUGCUUUUAUUUUACUACUAUAAAGUCACUGUUACUUAAACCAGAAACUCAGUUCUACACCCGCUCGAUGCGUACUAGAAUGCAAAGCAAAUAUUAUGGCGGUAGCUGGCGCAAAACAACAGAAACCAAGCAAAACAUCCACGUCUGCAAGGUUUCGCUAAAAGGAAACGAAGAAGUUCGCAGAACGUCGUACCACUACAGUGAAAUCACAAUUCGAAUGAAACGACCGCUUAUCAACAGGCUACCUUCUCCCGACUGUCCCCGUUCUUUCCCUCCGCGCACGUGGACAGUAAUGAUCGAAAUGCACGCAGUAGAAAAGUGGAUCUUAAUGAAGUAACAGUUUGUGCAGUGAGCGUCACUAAAAUUAGCAAUGAUUUUUUACCUUAGCUGUGGAUCGUGAUCAAUAUAAUCGAUAACAUAACAUUAUAUCAAACAUUUAUUGUUUAUUAAGGGGCAAAUCCCACGUAAAAAAACAGAAAGUCAGAUAAAUUUUCGUACUACUGUGAGACAACAAGAAUUCUUUAUAUAUAUACACGAAAAAUGAAAAAUAAAGUAUUAGUUCAUAGUCCU
Molecule: messenger RNA, 3511 nt
Organism: Sabethes cyaneus
Lineage: Eukaryota; Metazoa; Arthropoda; Insecta; Diptera; Culicidae
Product: glutamine--fructose-6-phosphate aminotransferase [isomerizing] 2-like
Exons: 1
Coding region: 852-2879 (675 amino acids)
Biological process (GO): protein N-linked glycosylation; fructose 6-phosphate metabolic process; UDP-N-acetylglucosamine metabolic process
Molecular function (GO): carbohydrate derivative binding; L-glutamine:D-fructose-6-phosphate transaminase (isomerizing) activity
Source: RefSeq, a predicted model, not a curated record